Molecule: messenger RNA, 1756 nt
Organism: Branchiostoma floridae (Florida lancelet)
Lineage: Eukaryota; Metazoa; Chordata; Leptocardii; Amphioxiformes; Branchiostomatidae
Product: carbohydrate sulfotransferase 15-like
Exons: 8
Coding region: 1-1101 (366 amino acids)
Biological process (GO): hexose biosynthetic process
Molecular function (GO): N-acetylgalactosamine 4-sulfate 6-O-sulfotransferase activity
Source: RefSeq, a predicted model, not a curated record
AUGCUGAACCAACAGCCGACCACCCGCCAGUUCUGGGGUAAAGCUCUGGUGCUUUGCGCUUGUCUCCUGACGCUGCUGUUUCUGUACGGGUACAGUUACGGGGGGUGGAACCCGCUGGAAGACCGGGGCGCGCCACGGUGGGCUGCGAUCUUUUCAGCUCUCCCGAAGGAAUUUCUCCCCGACUACAAGAACCCGUGUUGGUUCGAGAAGGUGCAGGGAACAGACGUGGAUUCGCGGUGGCGGGAGGGACGCUCUGACAACGGGACCGGGCAAUUUAGGUUGAGAUGUUUACCGUACUUUUACAUUAUCGGUAUGCCGAAGUGCGGAACCACGGAUCUCUACUACCGCAUCAACCAACACCCGGAUGUUGUCAGUGCUAGUAAAAACGAACCGAACUGGUGGACUCUGGAUCAACACCAACAUCUCGGUAAAUAUCUGGAUUAUUUUGAUGAUGCAGCCUGGGAUAUCUGGCACCGGACCCGGAAACGCUGGACUUCAUUCGGAGAAGAAGUUGUCAGUCAUGACGUCAUAACAGGAGACGGCGAUCCCAUCACAAUAUUUUACAACGACCACUGGAGAGAGGAACUAUGGGACACUCCAAACAACGAGCCGCCGAUCCUGAUAGCGGACUUGAUCCGGGCUGUACAGCCAAACGUCAAGUUCAUCCUCACACUUAGGAACCCUACAGAUAGGUUGUACUCCGACUAUCUCUUCUGGAAGUUCUUACAUGUGAAGAGGUCAAAUACAGAUUUCCACACGAGGGUUCGCCUGCGGCGGGGGCUGUACGAGGUGUACCUGCGGGACUGGUUGUCUAUUUUCCCGCGUGACCAGAUUCUCGUUCAGCGUCUAGAGGAUCAUGCUAGGGACCCAAACACAACCAUGACGAGGGUUCUCAACUUCCUGGAUCUUGGACCUGUCCGAAAAAAAUCCAUCUUCGGCUUCCGCAAGAGAAAUUCCCAGAAAAGAAAGUAUGACAGCAUAGGCCAGAUGUUGCCGAAGACCCGGCGGAUUCUGAACGAGUUUUACCGACCGUACAACGAGCGACUUGCGGAGCUUUUAAACAAUGCGGACUUUCUGUGGCAGAAGGAGAGUUCUGUCUGAGACUCUUUGUAUAUUUGUUUGACCAACCAGUCAUUCUCAAACCUAAGUUCGUAGAUUUAAGUAGAGGGAAACACAGGAGAAACACACAUAGCAGAAGAGGAGAAUCUCCUGUGUGUAUCCUCCGUUUUCCCUGGUUAGGUGGUUCCUAAUGUUUGCUUUGGAGAAUAUAUAUUCGAAAGGUUUCCUUAUUGCCAAUUAGAAACUGUGAUUCCAAUGUGUUUCUCAUGAGUUUCAUGGUAAUCAAUCACUAAUAGGAGGAGAGCAUAGCAACAGCAUGCUGGCAGGUCCUUGUGUUUCUGUUGGUGGGGUAGUUGGUCACGGAUAUCAGAUAUAUUGAUUCUUUUGCGUUUCGAUAGCACUCUCUUGUAAAAAUUAAACCGUAGUUUCAGGUGAAGAUCUUAAAUGUACAUUAUGAAGUGUCCAUCCUCGCAUGGGCCGAUUUUGUUUUUAAUUCGAUUUUGAACAGUCCGUUUCUACAUAAGGAGAAGGGCGGAGUGAAAAUUGCUGAACUUGCUCAUAAGCAAAUACCUUUCUAGUCUAAAUUCCAAUUUUCUAAGUGUGGACACUCGUUUGGGUGCCUUGGCAAUCAUAUGUGAAAUAAGCAUUUCCCAAGACAUUGUGGACGCUAAAUAAGUUCCUAUAUACUUAUGAGACU